Messenger RNA from Penicillium macrosclerotiorum, 1473 nucleotides. RefSeq names its product cytochrome P450. Gene Ontology annotation, molecular function: heme binding; monooxygenase activity; oxidoreductase activity, acting on paired donors, with incorporation or reduction of molecular oxygen. The transcript is spliced from 5 exons. Bases 1 to 1473 code for a protein of 490 amino acids. Lineage: Eukaryota; Fungi; Ascomycota; Eurotiomycetes; Eurotiales; Aspergillaceae. The record is from RefSeq and is a predicted model, not a curated record.
AUGAUAAGUUUCCUUUGGAGGGCGAUUUAUAAUCUCUACUUCCAUCCGUUGCGCAAAUUCCCUGGGCCCAAGAUAGCCGCUAUCACCCCGCUCUAUGAAUAUUACUUCGACCUAUUCAAACAUGGCAUGUAUAUCUGGGAAAUUGAGAAGAUGCACGCCAAAUACGGCCCAGUCAUACGAUUUAAUCCACACGAACUCCACAUCAAAGACUCAUUCUUCUACGAUGAGAUCUAUGCGCCGAGCGCCAAAAAGAGAGAGAAAUACUCUCAGUUCGUAGCAGGUUUUGCUGCACCAGGUUCAAUGAUCGCGACAGUGGGCCAUGAACAUCACCGGAUGCGCCGAGGAAAAAUCAACAAUUUCUUCUCCAAGCGAUCUGUGGUGGCUUUGGAACCUAUGAUUAGGGAAAAAAUCACAAAUUUGAUCACGAGGCUCGAGGAAGCAAAGACCGAAGGCACUGUGUUUCGCCUUAAUGCUCUCUUUGCAGGGCUGACAGCGGACAUUAUUACCAAAUACUCCCUCGGCCGCGGUUCAAAUUACCUUAUCAGCACCGCAGAGAGCAAUGACCUCCAAGUAGCCGUCGAUGGAGCAUCGAUGCUAUUUCACACGUUGCGAAUUUUUCCAUUUCUCCACAGUGUUAUAAAUAUGGUCCCCUCAUGGCUGAUGCAAAAGCUACAUCCUAAAGCAGCCAGUUUUCUCAAUGUCCGAAAAUUCAUCCAUCAACAAUGUACGGAACUCUUGAAAGGCCCAUCAGGUGACACAACCUCCAUACCGAGCAUUUUUGACACACUUGUCGAUCCCACGAUUCCUAAGGAGGAAAGAACAGCUGGCAGACUUUCAGAUGAAGGAUGGAUCAUCCUCGCUGCAGGCAUUGAGACUACCGGAAAGGCUUUGUCAAUGGGGAUGUUCCAUCUUCUUAACGAUAAAUUACUACUCAUGAGACUGCGCAAAGAACUUUCAGAAGUUAUGCCUACUCCGACUAGCCAUGCUACUUGGGCACAGAUUGAGCGGUUGCCAUUAAUGAGCGGUGUGAUCAAAGAGUCCUUGCGGCUUUCACAUGGUGUUACAAUGCGAACACCUCGGGUUUCCCCCACGGAUCCCUUGACUUACAAUGGUCUUGUUAUUCCCCCCGGGACACCACUUAGCCAAUCCACGUAUUUCGUUCUUUCUGACCCGACUUUGUUCCCUGAUCCCUACACGUUCCAACCCGAUCGGUGGAUAGAGUCCGAUGCUGAGAGCAAGGGUCUGAAUCAGUUCCUUGUGGCAUUUGGCAAAGGAAGUCGUCAAUGCCUGGGAAUGAAUCUAGCACUCUGUGAAUUGUACAUGACCAUGGCGCAUAUAGUCCGUCGGUUUGAUAUGGAGCUAUACAAUACAACGCCAGAAAGCAUUAAGACUUACCGUGAUUUGGGGCUCGGAUAUCCGAAAGAGGGAGCCCUCAAAGUUAUGGCUAAGGUUGUGGGAACUGUCGAGUCCUAA